AUGGCGUCUAAUAAAAAGUCAGCGUCAGUGAUUAACAUGACUACAAGGCAGAAGGAUCACGCAGCACAUCAACAAACAGGUGAUUUGGCUCGGAAACCGUCUACUUCAGCUCUGAAACAUUCACCAUCGGAUAGAAAGAUGUCCACUGUUGGUGUAGCCAGAAAGAUGUCCACUGUCGGCGUAACCAGAAAGAUGUCGGUUGCUUCCAGUGCUUCAACUGGUCGAAAGUUAUCCACCGCAAAGGGAAGAAGUUCGGGAGCUUUGAUGACUAGAAAGAUGUCUAGUUGUUCUGAUCGCCAUGGCGGAAGUCAGCCGCGGCAUCCAUCUGGACCAUCUGUGGUCGGAUUUAGACAACUUCUUGUGACUAAACGUCUUGCCCGUAAUCUUAAGCUUCGAACCACUCAGCGCUUAGCUGAACGUCGUGGAAGAAGUUACAUCACUUACACUGACCGUCCAAACCGAAAGACUCUAUCGUCAGAUCUGGAUGCUUUUGUUGAGCCAUCUUACCAAUUGGUACCACCACAGAAGUUUGGUGAGUUUCGUGGAACAAUUAACGACAUCUUUGAAGAGAUGAUCCCAGAAAGACUGGAUAAAAUGUGCUAUGACGCCACAUUGUGUAAAGUACAAGCAAAGUUACUGGCUGGCGAUAUUCAGGAGAAAGUGAAAGAUUUGUGUAUCGAGCGUUAUAAACUAAUAACAGUGGUUAACAUUGGUGAGAUCCAGCAACAGGCUGUACGUGUUUGUAGUAGGGGUAUCUGGGAUGUAGAAGUUGACUCAUUUGUAACGUAUCGGUAUCAAAAUCCAUCAAUGUAUUGCGUUGCUACAAUAUUCGGGAUUUAUUACGAAUGA
Messenger RNA from Asterias rubens (European starfish), 849 nucleotides. RefSeq lists its product as uncharacterized. Gene Ontology annotation, biological process: microtubule-based movement. The transcript has a single exon. Gene Ontology annotation, cellular component: cytoplasmic dynein complex; cytoplasm. Lineage: Eukaryota; Metazoa; Echinodermata; Asteroidea; Forcipulatida; Asteriidae. The record is from RefSeq and is a predicted model, not a curated record. Bases 1 to 849 code for a protein of 282 amino acids. Gene Ontology annotation, molecular function: dynein intermediate chain binding.